GGAGAGAGAUUGCAUGUGAAUCGAACAUAAGGUCUCACUAAUAAUUUUAAUACUUUUUUAAAUAUUUUCCUUCUUUUUAAUUAUUUUUUGGAAAUUCUUUUAAAUUAUUUUCAACUUUGAUCAUUGCUACUAUGUGCUGAAACAAAAACAUACAUUUAUACAGGAUUUCUUGAAAUUAGUGUAACCGUUUCAAAAUCAUGCAGCACAUAGAAUUGUUCAUCAGACAGAAAAAAAAGGUCAAAUGUUAUUAUAAAAGAUUUGAACGAAAAAAAAAAUCAAAAACAAUUCAUGAAAUAUUUUUUCGAAAAAUUUUGAUUUCAAUUUUCAACUUCAAUGUGGACACCGCAUUACUAUCGUAAGUGCGAUGAAAGAAAAACAUAACCAAUUUUUGUUUGCUAUUGUUUAAAAGACUCAAAAAUGAAUUCAAUUUUACGGUUGGAAAAAUUCAGAAUUUUGGGAAAAUAUAUUGUUGGGAGAAACACGUGGCAACCGGAACGAUAUUUUCAAACCAGUCAAAUAGCAUUAAAGCAAGUGCUUACCAAAACGCUACGAAUCAAACAUGAAGAUUACUAUAAACGAAUGGAUCGUGUACCGCAAGAUUAUGAAAUGAUUUAUAAAUUUCCCUUGCAGUAUACAAUGAAUUUUGGUAAAAUGCUUUCUGUUGUCGUCCCCGUUGGUCUAUCAUAUGGCUUGUAUACUUGGCUAUUCAGUACAACCGAGGCCGUACAAUUUGUUGGAUCACUUGCUGCCAGUGAAGAUCAGCUGUUACUUUUUGUCAUGGUUCUCUUUGGCACAAAUGCGAUCGUUUAUCGAGUUUGUGACGUGUUGACACUUCGAAUUUACCGAAAAGAUAAAUCUUACAUAAGGAUUCAACCCAGUAUGAUACCCAGAUAUGAUAUAAAAAAGUAUUUUGAAGAGGGACAAGUGAAAGAGAAUUUCAGCGCAAUAUCAGUUUUUAGAGGUCUUAAUUAUAAAAUCAAUAACAAAACAGCAUUGUUAGUACCCGACCGAUUUCGAAAAUCAAGCGAUUUAUACCAAAUGCUUGAUGUUUCUGAUUCGAAAAAGUAUAAACCGGAAUAAUUCAUUAUGUAGUUAGUUAUGUAUCGGUAAUCGCAAUAAAAUUAAAAUUGUUAUCAAAAUUGAUUUUUAUUGGUGAAAAAUCAACAACAUUCAAUGUCGUUUCAAUAUUGCGGCAUUUUUGACAUUUCUCAUGCCAGACAGUAAACAGAUAAAAAAACGUCAACACUGCCAAUGAUUGUGGUUAUGUAUGAUUCAUUUCGUAUUUUAAUCUUUGGUCACAAUAAUGAAUUUCAUUCCACAACUAUGCAAUGUUAGUAAAUAUGCCGGUGUUAAUUUUCAGAUAAAAAUUGCUCGUCCCAUUUUCAUUGAAAGCAGGAAAUGGUUAUCAACGAACAGUAAAUCGAUUGAUCGGAAGAAGAAACAAGAUGCAGUAGACGAAAAGUUUCAAUUGAUCUAUAGUCCACCGCAUUGUCAUUUACUCUCAACAGGUAGAUCAGUAUGUGCAUUGGGUUCCAUCAUUUGUCCACUAUUCCUAGUCGCAUACGCUUUCGAUCCGAGUGCCGAACAGCUUUCAAACUAUGAUCUCGCGCUGAUGGGAGGAGUGGCAAUUUUUUCCAUUGUUGGAUUCUACACUUGUCGAUAUUUUCCAUUGCGAGUUUAUAAACAUGAGAAAGAGUACAUUGCAAUUAUGCCAGGUGUAUUACCAAAUAUGAAUCGAAAAUUGUGCUUUGCAAAAGGCGAUCUCAAGGAAAAAAAGCGAACAAAUGGCUGGUUCAAAAAUGUAGCCGAAAAAUUAAUUUCAAUUUUUUUCAGUGAUUCACGUGCAAAGCUUCCAACAUUUUACAAAGUGAAUAACAGUUACAUUAGUUUAACAACAAAAUGUUUUGAGAAACCAAUUCAAUUGUUGGAAAUGUUUAAAAAUACCGAAAAAUACGUUCGAAAAAUCAAACAAUUAGAGUCACAAAAACGAUAAAUUUUAAUUUUAAUAUGCGAACACGCAUUGGUCCGCGAAACAAGGAAAGAUUUGAAUUUUUUUUUUGAAUCAAACACUUACAUUUGAUGAGUUCGAUUGUAAAUAUAAUUUUAAACAAAUAGUUGUUGAACGAUCAAUUAUAAUGUCUUGAAUGAUGAAAGAAGAAAUAUAAAUGAAACCUGACACAUGCGUAAUGUUUUUUUUAAAUAUUUCUUUAUUUUCGAUUGUUUCGUAAUUUACAAAAAAAAAAGAUUUGUAUGUUUCUUUUAAAUACGUACUUAACUUAGGGCAGAUUUCGGAAAAUUUUAAUUUUACCACAUGAGAAAAUCAAAAGAAGAGACUUCAAAUUUAAGAGAAGAAAAUUGUAUAAUAAAAUAAAAAACUCCUCUUCCUUUGCUGGAUAUGAAA
This is a messenger RNA of Contarinia nasturtii (swede midge), 2401 nucleotides long. RefSeq lists its product as uncharacterized. The transcript has 5 exons. The coding region runs from base 1304 to 1993 and encodes 229 amino acids. The record is from RefSeq and is a predicted model, not a curated record. NCBI's taxonomy places the organism in Eukaryota, Metazoa, Arthropoda, Insecta, Diptera, Cecidomyiidae.